UACGGUCCAACCCCAGGCUACCCAGCUCCGGCGCGAACGUCAGCUCCUUCGGCAUCAGCAACGAUGCUGGGCGGGCCUGUUCUACCAGCUAUCUCCGAGCUCCAGCGACACCCAGACCCCUCCUCUCAUCCUCAGUUUCGCCCAUUGUACACUGGACCCCCUGGCCCCGGUCCUGGUCACCAUGGUCCACCUGGCUCAAAUCGAUCGCCUCCUCACCAGGUCAUAAAGCGACAAGCUUCCCAAACGCCCCUUGCGGAUGAGAGCCCCGCCAAGAAGCAGUCGAAAUGGACGCCAGAAGAAGAUAAUCUCACCAUCGAACUGCGAGGCCAAGGCAUGAAGUGGGACGACAUUGCGAAGCGUCUUCCUGGAAGAAGCUCCAUCUCCUGUCGACUACGCUACCAGAACUACCUGGAGAAGCGAGCUAUCUGGGACGAGGAGAAGAAGAACAAGCUUGCGCGACUUUACGCUCGCUUCAAGGAUCAGAUGUGGCAGAAGGUGGCCACUGAGAUGGGUAUCCCUUGGCGAUCGGCCGAAUCCAUGCACUGGCAACUAGGAGAGCAAGAGAUGAGCGCACGUGCGAACGCUCCAGUUUUCCAGCUUCAUCCUUCCGCGACAUCGAACGGCUCCCCUUCGCAGAGCAACGCUGUGCCCGCACAAGCACCGACCCCUACCUCGCACGGCUUCACUCCCGCAAACGCCGCGCCGUUGAUGCCUACUCCUCCCCCAGUACCUGCACAGCAAUAUCAGGUCACUGCCCAGCCCCACCAACAAGGACCGAUUCACGCCUUCCACCAGCGCACCGACAGCGGAUCGAGCCAAGGCCGACGCAGGAACGACUCCUUCAGCCGCCGACGCGCAAACACACUGUCGAGAUCCAGCGUCCCGCCACAACUCAGCCAGCCUCUACCACAAAUCCAUCCAGCUUCUGCGGAAGACUUGGUCAGUGGAGCAAGGACAGCUCCUGCGCCAAGUAUCCAGUCAGACAUCAAGCGCGAGGGGUUCAGCUAUAUAGAGCCGUACCAGAAGCGGUGGGAAGGUGGUACUACGGGUCCAACCCCAUCAGAUUUAGACACAUGCAGCCAGGGGGGCAAGAGUCCAGACAGACAGUCGCAGCGCAGUGCAACGGGAAGCAUCAAGAGUUUCAAACGCGAGUCUGGAGACUUCGAGCGGCCGGCGACCACUGCACUGCCUUCGCCGCCU
Didymella exigua CBS 183.55 is the source of this 1200-nucleotide messenger RNA. RefSeq lists its product as uncharacterized. Gene Ontology annotation, biological process: regulation of DNA-templated transcription. The record is from RefSeq and is a predicted model, not a curated record. The annotation marks the transcript as partial. The transcript has 2 exons. Gene Ontology annotation, molecular function: DNA-binding transcription factor activity, RNA polymerase II-specific; RNA polymerase II cis-regulatory region sequence-specific DNA binding. Lineage: Eukaryota; Fungi; Ascomycota; Dothideomycetes; Pleosporales; Didymellaceae. Gene Ontology annotation, cellular component: nucleus.